This is a messenger RNA of Tilletiopsis washingtonensis, 2386 nucleotides long. RefSeq lists its product as hypothetical. The record is from RefSeq and is a predicted model, not a curated record. The transcript has 4 exons. The coding region runs from base 169 to 2268 and encodes 699 amino acids. Lineage: Eukaryota; Fungi; Basidiomycota; Exobasidiomycetes; Entylomatales.
ACACCGACUUGCGCAACUGGGAUCGCCGGGAAGAGUGCAACUGGAGCGACGAUGAGGUGGCAAGGGUCGAGGCUGGCGUGCUGGUGAGCAGCUUCCUCCCCUGCAGCAUUGACGACGCCGCCUCUCUGUCUUGACCCCGAUCCUCACCUCGCGCGCAUCGCCAAUCUCAUGCUCAACGCCACGGCCGCUCCCUCUUCAUUACCAAGCUCACAUUCCUCGGGCACCACGCUCAUCCCUCUCGAUCACGCCUCGGCCUCCGCGCCCGUCGAGCCGGCGGCACCUGCGCAGGACGGGGAGCAAGAGGAGACGCAGCACGGCGGCGCGUUGAAACGCCGUGCGCCGGGCAACUCGACGGAGCUGGAGGAAGAGGCAAGGAAGAGGAGACGGAGAGAGGAGAUUAUGCGCUUCAUGGUGCGCUCCAGAGAGGCGGGCAAGGAGAUGGGCAAUCAGGGCGCAUUCAGAGCUGGCUUCGAGCGCAUCUCCUUCAUCGAAGGCUGGCGAGCGCGCAAGAUCGCGGCCGAGACGGCGGCUGCUGGCGGGCCCGUUGCGGCCAUCGCGGGCGCCAGUGGUCCUGCCGCCGCCGCGGCCGACGAGGCAGGCGAGACGAAGAAGCCCGCGAAGAAGAAGAAGAAGACGGCCAAGGAGAAGGCGGCGGCCGAAGAGGAGGCUGCGGCCGCCGCGGCCGCCGCCGCAGCAGCAGCUGCUGCUGCAGCCAAGGAGGACGAGGCCAAGCCGGCGAAGAAGCUCUCCAAGAAGGCAAAGGCCAAGCUGGAGAAGGAGACGCGCGAGCGGGAAGAGCGAGAAGCGAAGGAGAAGGCAGAGAAGGAGGCAGCCGAGGCUGCCGCCGCUGCAGCCGCUGCUGCAUCUACGCCGGCGCCCAAGAAGAAGGGCAAGACGAAGAAGCAGCGCGAGGCCGAGGCUGCGGCUGCAGCGGCAGCGGCUGCGGCCAAGGAAGAUGAGGUCAAGACUCCAGCUCCUUCGGGCCCGCGCAGCUCAGAGGCGCCGGAAUCGGCCAGUGCCAAGAAGAAGACGCCUGCGUCGGCAGCGCCGAAGAAGGUGCCGCCGAGCAAGAUGCCCAAGGCCAAGAAGGCCGCCGCCGCUGCUGCUGCCGCUGCUGCAGCUGCGGCUGCCGCUCCGGCAUCGACGACGAGCGCGACGAUGCCGGGCUCCAGCAACGCCGCCUCGCCUGCCACGACGAUGGCCGGCACGCCGCAGAUGGCCUCGCGCAUCCCGCCCGGCGCCGCAGGACACAUGGGCACGCCGCUGCAGAGCCAAAUGUCGCCGCCGCCGCCGACGCACUCGCAGCAACAACAGCAGAGCCAGCCAGGGCAGCACGGCGCCAUGCCCUCGGCCGCUCCGACGCCCCGCAGCAUGCAUGGCUCGCCGCCGCAGAGUGCGGCCAUGAUGCCGGGCCUCAGCAUGCAGCAGCAACAGAUGCAGGCUAUGGCUGCGGCCAUGGCGCAGCAGCAACAGCAGCAGCAAAACGGCCAGCAGAACUAUGCGCAGAUGCAGCAGCAGCAACACUCGAUGGCGCAGCAUCUCCAGCAGCAGCAACAGCAGGUGCAGCAGCAGCAACAGCAGCAGCAGCAGCAUCACACGCCGCAGCAACAAUCUGCGCAGCCGCCGCAGCCUCGUCCGACGGGCGCACAGCAAAUGACGCCGCAGCAGCGCGCGCUCAUGCUCUCGCUGCACCAGCAGCUCAACGCCAACAACAUCCACGGCGGCAUGGCCAGUCUCACCGACGCGCAGAAGCACGCCAUCAUGCAGCAGGCCGUGCUGGCCAGUCGGCAGAUGCAGGCUCAGCAGCAGCAGCAGAUGCAAUCGCAGCAGCAGCAGCAGCAGCAGCAGCAGCAGCAGCAGCAGCAGCAGCAGCAGCAGCUCGGUCAACAAACUCCGCAGCAGCAGAGUCAAGGCCAAGGCCAAGGCAUGCCGCAGAUGAACGGCCAGCUGCUCGGGCAGAACGCGCUCAACGGCGGCGCCUUUUCGAUGCAGUCGUCGCACUCGCAGCAGAUGCUUUCGCUCCAGCAGCAGCAGCAGCAGCAACAGCAAGCUGCGGCGCAGUAUCAGGCGCAGCAGCUGCAGCAGCAGCAGCUUCUGCACAACCUCGGCAUUCCUCAACAUCUGGGCACGCCGAACGCGAAGCAGCAGCAGCAGCAGCAGCAGCAACAGCAACAGCAACAGCAGAUGGGCAUGCAGGGGCAGAACGGGCAGAUGAACCUCGGCGAUCCGCUCGGCAUGGGCAUGAACUGGAACAACAGCCUCGGCUGAGCGGGGCACACGCGCACUGCGGUCGUUGGCGUCUCUUUCAUCUCGCACAUGCUGCCCACCAUCCUGGCUUGCGCUGCAUCCGUCUCUCUCGUCUUCCUGCACGCCAUACCCCUGUAGC